UAUGCAUUUGUCAUCCGCAGAUCACAUGGCAGCCCUGGGCGCCCUUGGGUGAUGGUCUCCGAUUUCAGUAUACCGGAGGAUCGGGCAUCUCCCAGUAUAGGGUCCUGCUCGAAGGGCCGGUUGGCAGGGCAUGGUUUCUGGGGGAACGCUUUCUGCGUCAGGUAUGGGGGUAUCUUUCUCAGGAUCCUCCCGCAGUACCCCCAGUCAGUAUGCGGACUACUGACAGGCUCUCUUUCUCGGAGGUAGUCGGCGCUAUGCUGGGUAGCGAUGCUUUACUAUAUCUCGAGGAGGGGGAUUACGGCACUUACCGUCAUACAUAUUUGAUGCCUCCAUUGACGGGAGUUCGUACCCCGAUGACGAGGCCUGCUGGUAUGUCAUCCUCGGGUCAGGCCCGGGCUCGGGCUGCAGACGUUCCUUCCACCAGCGAGGUUGGUACAUCUAGAGGUGGGGGUAGACCGGUUCCUCCGAUUUCGCCGACUUAUCCUCAUCCUGGAUGGCCAGAUAUGCCGACUGAGUUGAUGGCGUGGCAGUAUGGGGCUAUCUCUUAGACUCCGAUCCCGCUAGAGCCUCCGAUGCCCAGUGAUCGACACGCCAUUGAUCCUGACUCACCGCUGCCACCGCGAGGGUACAUGGAGGAAGUGGUUGGACUGGUGGCCACACUCGAGGGCAUGGUCCUGCGGAGGGAGGCACAGUUGUCUAUCGCGGGCAUUCAGAUGCCUUCAUGGUCCGGUCAGCCGCAGACCAGGCCACCUGGGCCUCCUUGGGGAGCUGGGCCAUCUGGGCCAUUUCACGGGGUUGGGUCAUCCGGGCCUUUUCAGGGGGCUGGGCCAUCCCGGCCUUUCCGAGGAGCUGGGCCAUCUAGGCCUUUCCGAGGAGCACGAGGAGGGUCCUCCCGCAGGCGUAGGACACAUGUUGUAGAGGCAGAGCCUGAUGAGGAGGAGGAGGAGGCCACAGAUCGUCAGUCAGAGACAUCUGCUGAGGAGGGGGGCUCCGGUCUUGGUUCGGGGAGCAGAGGCGAGGCUGGGGGGGAUCCUGAGGACGACAGCUCCGAUCCGGACGAUGAUGAUGGUGCAGAGGUUGUCCCGCAGAAGAGGAUGAGGAGUACUUCUCAUUCCCGCUCCCGAGGGCAUUGA
Messenger RNA from Camellia sinensis, 1133 nucleotides. Lineage: Eukaryota; Viridiplantae; Streptophyta; Magnoliopsida; Ericales; Theaceae. The record is from RefSeq and is a predicted model, not a curated record.